Molecule: messenger RNA, 1159 nt
Organism: Daucus carota subsp. sativus
Lineage: Eukaryota; Viridiplantae; Streptophyta; Magnoliopsida; Apiales; Apiaceae
Exons: 4
Coding region: 111-698 (195 amino acids)
Source: RefSeq, a predicted model, not a curated record
AUCUAUAUGACCUGUAUGCUAAAAAAUGUAAAUAAACUUGAGCAAAACCCAAAACCCUCUUUCAUUUGACAAACAAAGAUCAACGAGAUUCACAACCAAGAAGUGAAAAAAUGUUAGGAAGAAGAUUCAUCUCCUUCUUCAGGAAAAGCCCAUCAUCACAAUUUCCAAGUUCAAGUGAGAGGUUGGUGGAGGAAAACAAGGGGAGGAAAUGGGGAAGAAGAUUGGUUUCCGGGGCAUUGAUUUCUGUGACUGGUGGUAUUGCUCUUAGUGCUCUUGAUGAUCUUGCCAUUUUUUAUGCUUGUAGCAGUAAGGCCCUGGAGAAAGCUAGCACAAAUGAGGCAGUUAUAAAUGCUAUAGGAGAGCCAAUUGUGAGAGGUCCCUGGUAUAAUGCAUCACUUGCAGUAACUCACAAGAGGCAUUCGGUGUCAUGCACUUUUCCUGUUUCUGGGCCUCAAGGCACAGGAGUCUUUCAGUUAAGGGCAGUUCGUGAUAAAGAUGACAAGUGGCUUACAUUUUUCCGACCUCGUGACUGGGAAAUUCUUAUUAUGGAAGCCCUACUUCACGUUCCUGCAAAUGAAGGGAAGGAUCAAACAUUCCGUGUUAGUAUAACAGACAAAUUGGUACCUCCAGCUUGUAAACCGUGUAUGGAUUGCAAGCCUGAAGGAUCAAGUGUAGCAGAAAACAAAUUAGCAAGCUAGUUACUAAAUGAGAGUCUUUUUUUUGUUCAAUUAUUUUUUUGAUGGCUUUUAAAUAUACUUCAUGCAGCAUAACCCAUCAGGGACUUGAUACGAGAUGCUCUAAUGACCAUUAAUGGCAUUGAAUAAAUUUUGUUAGAACCAUAUGAAUACAUGUAGAUGUUCGUUCAGAGAUCUUUUCCUUGUUGUCCCUGGAGUAUUUAAGUUCAGGAAGAUGUUUUGGGGACCUCUUAUUUUCUGACAUUAUUUCAGUGUAAAAAUCACAUUGGCCUUCAGGUUUGUUACAUUUUGGUUUGUAAGACGUUCAGCGAAUGGAGCUAAGCUGACCGUUUGUUAUCUUGGUUCAUUCUGAUUCGUCGUGAAGUGUGGUUUGUUCUACCUUCGUUUUCAUCGUAUGUAUUGGCUUCUGAUGCUGUAUAAAAUUUGAUUUCCAUUUGAAAAAAGAAUAAGGUUCAGGUCCUUCA